Molecule: messenger RNA, 861 nt
Organism: Bombyx mori (domestic silkworm)
Lineage: Eukaryota; Metazoa; Arthropoda; Insecta; Lepidoptera; Bombycidae
Gene: Fkbp12
Product: FK506-binding protein
Biological process (GO): protein peptidyl-prolyl isomerization
Cellular component (GO): sarcoplasmic reticulum membrane; cytoplasm
Molecular function (GO): peptidyl-prolyl cis-trans isomerase activity
Source: RefSeq, marked provisional
CGCAUUGCGAGAGCGAGGAUCUUUAUCUCGAAAAAAUAGAGAAAUACAUUGUAAAUAAUGGGUGUUACUGUUGAAACUAUCAGUCCAGGAGACGAGUCGACCUACCCCAAAUCAGGACAGACUGUAGUUGUUCACUACACUGGAACACUUACGAACGGCAAAAAGUUUGACUCAUCGCGUGACCGUGGCAAGCCCUUCAAGUUCAGGAUCGGAAAAUCUGAAGUAAUCCGUGGCUGGGAUGAGGGUGUGGCAAAGAUGUCUGUAGGUGAGCGUGCCAAAUUAACCUGCUCUCCUGACUAUGCUUACGGUCAGCAAGGCCACCCUGGAGUCAUACCUCCCAACUCUACACUUAUUUUCGAUGUAGAACUUCUACGUCUCGAAUAAAUACAAUUUGUAACCAAAAAUUAUUACAACAUCAUUGUUAUGUCAAUUGCCCUUUGAAACUCUAAGUCACAGCUUAUCACAUUAUUUUUUAUCACAUACUCUCAUUGAAGAGUUUAUACCAACAUUAUGUGUAUUUAUAGUGGAAAUAUAUAUAUACUUAUGCUAUCCGUAAGAAUUUCAUAUUAUAGGUAAAUAAGUUUAUGGUAAGACUUAUAAAUGAAAUUCUGAAGAUCAUCGAUUCUAUUUUAUCUGACAACACUUACAUUCCUUAAGAGCAUUUUGUCAUUGUAAUUUCAUCACAAUACUUCUUAUUUACAUUUACGGGAUAAUUGUAUCUAUAUUUAUUGUAGUAAUCCGAUAUUGUCUCAAACUGUUUAGCACAAUCUGCCAACAAAGUGUUUCAUAGUAAUCUGAAAUGAUUUUAAUAUUAUAAACAAUAAAAUUAAUGUAAAAUAAACUCUGAAUACAUACUAAAAA